CUUUUAUAUUUAUGUCAUAGACGCCGGUAAUCACGCGAUUCUACCGAUGAUAUAAAAUAGUUUACGAAACACGUGCGUUAUGGUUUUUUUUUACUCAUGGCAUUGUAAAAUUCACCUUUGACGCGUGUUGUGUAAUAUACUAUUUUUCCUUUAAUUCCAACUACUACCGUAUUUUACAGUUAGAGUGAUGAAGUUAUUGUCGACGUAGCAUGAGGUAGUGAUAAGAUUUCGACGACUACUAUCAACAAAUUAUCCGGAUAGUUCCCCAUUGAGGAAAUAAAAAUACUUGAUCAUUCUGACCCCUUUAUCAUUUAUGUGAGACGCAUCCGACAGGGAAGUGUAAUUCCAAGUGUUAUUACAUUCUCUAAUAUGAUACUGUGGAUACUUGUUCAAUUUUUGUGGAUUCUUCCAGGAUUCCUGGCAAAUGACGAUUUUCACCUGAAAUUUCCACCUGGAUUCACCAUCGGGGCAUCGAGUUCCGCUUAUCAAAUCGAGGGUGGCUGGAAUGCCAGUGAUAAGGGAGUGAGCGUGUGGGAUUGGUUUGCGCAUGAGAAAAAUUUUCUGAUUGAAGAUGGAUCUAAUGGAGAUAUUGCAUGCGAUUCAUAUCACAAGUAUAAAGAAGAUAUUGAAAUAAUGGAAAAAUACUCGACCUUCUGUUCCAGAGGAUCAUAUGAUUAUUUCGGACUAAAUCAUUACACCUCGAAGAUGGUGGAGCCAGUUCCAAAGAUGAAGGGUGAUCUUUGGCACCUUGACUCUGGUGUCAGGUCAUUCGCCAAUGCCAGCUGGCCGGGAUGUCCCACUGAUUGGCUGAGUGUCGUUCCUGAAGGUCUUGGAGGAGUUCUCAGGGACAUCAAGGAAGCCUACAAUAAUCCCCCAGUUUAUAUUCUUGAAAAUGGGGUAUCGUCCAAUCCAGGGUUUGCUGACUAUAACAGAAUAGAAUUUUUGUACGGUUACAUGAAGGAAAUGCUCCUGGCUCGGAACCGAGAUGGGUGUGAUGUUAAAGUUUAUACAGUGUGGAGUCUCUUGGAUAAUUUCGAGUGGGACAGAGGCUACAGUGAGCGCUUUGGAUUAAUAGAGGUCGAUUUCAAUAAUUUAAAUCGAACGAGAACCCCCAGGUUAUCAACACGAUGGCUUCGGGAAAUUAUUACCAGAGGAAAAUUGAUGAAGCUGGAAGAUUCUGAAUUAUUCAGACAAUUAUCACAAAAUUAAAUACAGAGGAAGUAAAUUAUGGUGGAAAUUUCCCAGAAUUAGAACACUUGCCCUAUGAACAAUAUUAUAUUUUUUUUCAAUUUAAAUUAAAUUUGUUUAAAAGAUA
Fopius arisanus is the source of this 1315-nucleotide messenger RNA. RefSeq names its product myrosinase 1-like. The transcript is spliced from 5 exons. Gene Ontology annotation, molecular function: beta-glucosidase activity. Gene Ontology annotation, biological process: carbohydrate metabolic process. The record is from RefSeq and is a predicted model, not a curated record. Lineage: Eukaryota; Metazoa; Arthropoda; Insecta; Hymenoptera; Braconidae. Bases 370 to 1209 code for a protein of 279 amino acids.